UCUAACUAUAUCUACUUCUUAUCUAACUUUUGUUUUAAAUGGCAGCAUUAAUAAAGUGUAGAUCGAUUUUUGUAUUUUAAAAAGGAACAAAAGGAUGUAGUUAGAUAAAUAAAAUUUAAAUAUAAUUUAAAAAAUGCACCAAGUAAAACAUAAAAUAUGCAUGGUCUCAGAUUUCUUCUAUCCAAAUAUGGGUGGAGUAGAAGAACAUAUAUUCAAUUUAUCUCAAUGUUUACUUGGUCGUGGGCACAAAAUUGUGAUAAUUACACAUUCCUAUGGGGAUAGAAUAGGUAUUCGCUAUAUGACUAAUGGAUUAAAGGUUUAUUACUUGCCAAUAAAAGUUUUUUACAACCAAUGUGUUCUCCCUACAAUGAUAUGUUCGCUCCCUCUGAUUAGAUAUAUUUUUAUUAGGGAAAAAAUAGAAAUCAUUCAUGGACAUUCAGCAUUUUCAGCUUUAGCACACGAGGGAAUGCUAAUUGGAAGACUUAUGGGAUUGAAGACGGUAUUCACUGACCAUUCUCUUUUUGGUUUUGCUGACGCAUCUGCUGUUUUAACAAACAAAUGCCUUCAAAUAUCUUUAGCUGAUUGUAAUCAUUGUAUCUGUGUAUCUCAUACUGGAAAAGAAAACACAGUAUUGCGUGCAAAGGUUCAUAAAGAUCAAGUAUCUGUUAUUCCUAACGCAGUAGAUACAGCUCUGUUUACGCCUGACAUUAGCAAAAGAAAAAAUAACUGCGUUACUAUCGUCGUCGUAUCUAGAUUAGUUUAUCGUAAAGGAGUUGAUCUCUUAGCACAAGUAAUUCCUGAAAUUUGUGCACGUUAUGAACAUGUGCAAUUCCUUAUUGGCGGAGAUGGCCCUAAACGAUGGCUUAUAGAAGAAAUAAGAGAACGAAAUUUAUUACAGCACCGAGUAACAUUGCUUGGUAGUUUAGAGCAUUCACAAGUUCGUCAUGUGUUAAAUAAAGGCCAUAUAUUUUUAAAUACUAGUCUGACAGAAGCGUAUUGCAUGGCGAUUGUAGAAGCUGCAUCUUGCGGGCUUCAAAUUGUUUCGACAAAAGUUGGUGGAAUUCCUGAAGUGUUACCUCCAGAAUUAAUUUAUUUAGUUGAGCCAACAGUCGAAGAAUUAAUUAAAGGACUCGAACAUGCAAUCGAUGACUACCAAAGUGGUAAUAUUAUGAGUCCAUAUGAAGUUCAUAAUAAAAUUUUAUCAUAUUAUAAUUGGUUUAAUAUUACCAAAAGAACGGAGAUUGUGUACAGUUUAGUUUGUCAAGAAAAAAAGAAAACAUUAGGGGAAAUGUUGAUGAAUUAUUUAUCAAGCGGUGUACUGCCAUAUUUGCUGAUGGUGUCUCUAUGCUACAUCAUGCUGCAAAUACUUGAUUAUAUUGUGCCAAAAAAGUAUAUAGAUAUAUCAAAAGAUUAUAUCCAUUCCGAGCCGCAUUUAGAACAAAAUGGAAAACGAGAGAAAAAAAUUGAUUGAAACUACGUUCAAUGGUUAAUUAAUUUGGACGAAGUUUUGUUUUUAUAAAUUAAAUAGAAUAAUUUAUCCAAGAAAGACUUGAGAAAUUUAUUAGGAAAAUUUCAAUUUUUAUAAAUUGAAUAAUUGUAAAUAAAAAUAAUUUAAUA
Molecule: messenger RNA, 1617 nt
Organism: Chelonus insularis
Lineage: Eukaryota; Metazoa; Arthropoda; Insecta; Hymenoptera; Braconidae
Gene: PIG-A
Product: phosphatidylinositol glycan anchor biosynthesis class A
Exons: 7
Coding region: 134-1471 (445 amino acids)
Biological process (GO): GPI anchor biosynthetic process
Cellular component (GO): glycosylphosphatidylinositol-N-acetylglucosaminyltransferase (GPI-GnT) complex
Molecular function (GO): phosphatidylinositol N-acetylglucosaminyltransferase activity
Source: RefSeq, a predicted model, not a curated record